AUGGGCGACGAGCGAUUACCCAAACGACUCUUCUACGGAGACGUCACGACGGGUUCUCGCCGUCAAGGAGGCCAGAUUCGCCGUUACAAGGAUACCCUAAAGUCCUCCCUGAAAUGCCUGCAAAUCAACCCCAACAACUGGGAGGAGCUCGCACUCGAUCAACCGACCUGGAGGAGGACAGUGAAGACAGGCGCUGCGAUCUACGAAGCCAACCGCAUCGCUGCCGUUAAAGCGAAACGUGAAGCCCGCAAAUCACAACCUCGCCCAGCAAGCAACGCCGCCGCACAACCACUUCCAACGUGUCCUCGAUGUCAACGGACAUUCCGGGCUCGAAUCGGACUUGUUGGACAUCUUCGGAUUAACUGCGCCUCUCGCACGGCGCCAACCAUCGUCCCCCCGCCUGCCUCUUCCUCCUCCUCCUCUCCGCCGCCAACUAACCCUGACAGUUCUUCUGACCCACCAGUUCCAUCAUCAUCAUCAUCAUCAUCAUCAUCAUCAUCAUCAUCAUCAUCAUCAUCAUCAUCAUCAUCAUCAUCAUCAUCAUCAUCAUCAUCAUCAUCAUACUCCACCACCUCCUCCUCCUCCACGCUCACUGCUCCAACGGCGAUUGCUCAGGAGACUGUCCCGCGCACAGCAACCGACACAACCACCACCUCUCCCGACUCCAGGGAUGAGGAUCAGGACUACACCUGCCCUCACUGCGACUGUACCUUCACCUCACACAUCGGCCUGGUCGGUCACUUGCGAAUCCAUCGCACAGAGACUGGCGAACCAGUGCCUGGAGCACCAACCUACACCCACCAAGCUCGUCUCAACUGCCCACACUGCCCUCGCACUUUCAGGCAUCGCAUGGGCCUAUUCGGCCGCAUGCGCAUCCACGAGAGCGGCCUUGACCGCACUCCCUACACACCCACCACAUCCACCGUGCACACCCCCACCCUCGUUCCAUCCGUCCGCGCCACCACCACCGCCUCCUCUGUAGCUGACACUGACAACGCCGACUUCUCAUGCCCACACUGUCCACGCACAUUCACCUCACGCAUCGGCCUGGUCGGUCACUUGCGAAUCCAUAGCACAGAGACUGGCGAACCAGUGCCUGGAGCACCAACCUACACCCACCAAGCUCGUCUCAAAUGCCCACACUGCCCUCGCACUUUCACGCAUCGCAUGGGCCUAUUCGGCCGCAUGCGCAUCCACAACGACCUGCGGUAG
Messenger RNA from Spirometra erinaceieuropaei, 1212 nucleotides. The record is from the annotation of a GenBank genome assembly. Lineage: Eukaryota; Metazoa; Platyhelminthes; Cestoda; Diphyllobothriidea; Diphyllobothriidae.